Acaulospora colombiana is the source of this 1319-nucleotide messenger RNA. Lineage: Eukaryota; Fungi; Glomeromycota; Glomeromycetes; Diversisporales; Acaulosporaceae. The record is from the annotation of a GenBank genome assembly.
AUGUCUGCCUAUACUCUGAACGUCUCUUUAGGAUCCACUGUAAUUCCUUAUGGACUAAUUGCUCAAGCCGCAUUCGCGGAUAUCGAAACAUCUUUUCAGGAGACCUCGGAUCAUGAAGUCUCUCUUAGCCACAAUGGCGAAUUGGUGACUGAUCAGGCACAAAUCGCCUCCAUACUAGCCGGAAAAGCUGCAGUUAUUGAAGGGAGUUCGAAGGGAUAUAAGACUUACGGCCUUCGUAAUCAGGCUCCUGAAUUUCUUCGCAUCGCCAAUGAACUAAAAGGCGCUCAAGGAUUCCCUCAGAUCGUGGCAACCUUAGAUACCCUAGAUGAUUACUUGGCCUUCCGAGCAUUCUUUGUCGGCUAUUCAUUAUCCUCUGUUGAUUUAGCUGUCUGGGGAGCGUGCAAAGGAAGUGGACAAGUUCUUGGGAUACUUAAAAGAAACCAGCACCCUCAUCUCUCAAGGUUCUACAACUACGUCAAUGAACUUCCAUUUGUCCAGCAAGUAUUGACAUCAAUUAAUACGGCUAAGCAGAAGAAGUAUUUCGCCAAAGCCUACAAGGGCAAACUUCUCAUUCGGUUCGAUGACACCAAUCCCGCGAACGAAAAGGAAGAGUUUGAGAAGACGAUCACUGAAGACUUGGAUUUGAUGGAGAUCAUCGGCGACUGUGUUUCCCAUAGCUCCGAUUAUUUCGACCUUCUUGCCGAUUAUGCUGUGAAGAUUAUCGAGGCAGGGAACGCUUAUGCAGAUGAUACUGACGGUGCUACAAUGAAAGAAGAGAGGAUGCACGGAAUCGCGUCGAAGAACCGUGACAAGUCCGUUCAGGAGAAUUUGGCGAUCCUGGAAGAAAUGAAAAAAGGAACCCCAGAAGGUCAACGCUGGUGCAUCCGAGCCAAGAUCAGCGUGGAUGACACAAACAAGGCCAUGAGGGAUCCGGUGAUCUACAGGUGCAACGUUGAGACGCCACAUCACCGAACGGGGGAUAAAUGGAAAAUGUAUCCGACAUAUGACUUUACCUGUCCCAUCCUCGACUCCAUCGAAGGAAACUCUUGGGUUGAGACCGUGUACAAUCUGGGACUUCAGAGAAAAUUGAAAAAGUUUGUGGAGGAGGGUUUGGUUUGGGGGUGGGAUGAUCCACGCUUCCCGACUAUUCGUGGAUUGAGGCGGAGGGGGAUGACCGCUGAAGCUCUGAGACAGUAUAUUCUUGGACUUGGAGCUUCGCAGUCGAUUUUGCAAUUGGAGUGGGACGCAUUAUGGGCCACGAACAAAAAGGUCAUUGAUCCCAUCGCACCUCGCUAUUACGCCGUAGAACAGCAAGACAG